Molecule: messenger RNA, 1465 nt
Organism: Plasmodium vivax (malaria parasite P. vivax)
Lineage: Eukaryota; Apicomplexa; Aconoidasida; Haemosporida; Plasmodiidae
Exons: 4
Coding region: 1-1422 (473 amino acids)
Biological process (GO): ceramide biosynthetic process
Cellular component (GO): Golgi membrane; endoplasmic reticulum membrane
Molecular function (GO): ceramide cholinephosphotransferase activity; sphingomyelin synthase activity
Source: RefSeq, a predicted model, not a curated record
AUGAUAGAAGGAAAAAUAAACGCACGCCCUCCGUCAGAUGGCAGUAACAACCCUAACUCGAAAUACAAAGCAGGAAAGGGACGUCAAAGCAGGGAGAAGAAGGACGAAGGAAAAUGUCUGGAGCAAAAUGAGGACAUUCAAAUUGCUAUCGAUUAUAAAAAUAACUUGAACACGGAAUGCGUUGGAAAGUUAAACUCCAAAUUUAGUGAUGACAGAAUUCGAGACAAUAAUCAAACGGAUGCCUUUUCCGAUAAAAGGGAGAGGAUGGUGAAGGCCUCCCGGUCGACCCACUCCGGGAUGCAGGAUGAUUUCAUCUUAGAGGACAUGGACGACUCGUUCGAUGGACAAAAAAACAGCAUCGACAUGGUGGAGGUGAAGAGUUCCAGCGAGAAAAAAAAAGUGCGGAAAGUCAUGUACAUCCGAUUGAUAUACGCCCUGCUGUUCACAAUAUUUGGAAUCCUCUUCCAGUGUUACUUUAUCAUACUAAGUGACACCUACUACAAUACGGGAGACGAGCCGCUGAAGGAUAGAAUCCACGAGCUGUAUAAAAAAGUACCAGCAUUUAUGAAUCCGAGCUUUAUAAAUUCCAGCAUCAUGAUUUUUCUAAUCAUUACUCUAUUGAGAUUUGGCCUUUUUUCUCCCUUCCUAAUCUCCAUUAGUAUGUUUAUUAGGCUACUCAUAAUACUGUCUUGCAUCUACUGCAUAAGGUCAAUUUUUAUAUACGUCACGACGAUCCCAUGCCCAAUAGCUACCUGCCAGCCAGUGAGAAAUAAAAGUUUAAUUGAAAAUUUAUAUACCACUUAUCAGAUAAUAACCGCGCAAGUGUAUGAAUGUACGGAUUUGAUUAUUUCUGGGCAUACUGCCUUUACCACAGUUUUGAAAUUUUUUUGGCUGUUUUAUGAAAAGAAGAUUUACAUAAAGGCGGUGCUUUUCCUUUACUGCCUGUUUAUCUAUAGCAUGAUUGUGAUUUCCAGAUUUCACUACACGGUGGAUGUGCUCAUGGGCUACGUCUUCGGGUCUUCAAUGUUUCUCCUAUAUCACAGCCUGCUGGAGAUUGCCGCCAAGCGGUACGCCAAGCACAGGUCCUUCUCCCUCCAGAAUUCCACUUACGCGACAUCCUUUGUCGAGCGCUGCUCAGUGUUCAACUACUUCAUUCAGGCAAUAGGGUUCAUGGAGGGACUGGACCACAGGCUGAACAUGGCCGCUUCGUAUGACAAGGAAUGGAACUGCUUCUGCCCGUGCAAGCCCGUGAAUGCAAAAGGACUCAUAAUAAAAAAGAGGACCGUGAACAACGAAGAGUACUGCGAUUUUAGCGACCACUUUUACCAUUCCUAUGCCGGCAGCGGGUCCUUUGAUUUAUCAACCCCUAAGAACAUUGUGAACGAAAUAAAGUACCUGUGUGGAAUUCGGAGAAAGAAUUAACUCCUGAGUCUGUGCGUAUAUGCUCGCAUACAUAUGCGCAUAU